AUAUAUUAUGGCUUGGGGAGGUGUUCAUGAGAUAUGCAUAUUUUCUUAGAAACCCCUCUGAGUUCAGAAGGACUUACUUCCAGGUAAAUGUGCAAGGCAUUGUAAGUUUUGUGUGUGGGAAAUUCUUCUGGAAGCUGCUAUCUGAAACUGUUUAUUAAUAAAAACAUAACAUUUGUUUCACGGGUAAAGUCUGAGAAAUGAUUAUUCUAAUGGGUGUAGACUAGAUUUUGCUUUUUGGAUUGAAGUUAAUGGUAUUUGUCAACAGGAAAUGUUUGCCGUGGCCUAACAAAUAAGCCAAUGUUUGACUUUGGUUGUGCUUGUAUGUGCGUGCACAAGUGUGAAUGAUAUGUGAUGUACCAAAUCUGAACAACACCUAUAAGAGUACUAAUACUUUAAUCAGUCAGUCAGUCUUUAUCUGAUUGCUAACUUCUGGCCAUCUUUGCUUUUUAAUCUUCCAACUUGAUGUUUUGAACUUCAAUACUCUGUGUAUCAAAAUGAACAUUAUCAGAUUUUAAGGGGGUUGACAGAGAAGAGGCAGACACUAUACAAAUUCCUAAAUGAAAAACCCAGUAAUUGAAAUAGCCUUAAAUCCUCUUGGCAACUUUCCAUGAUUAAACUAAAUUAUGGUUCUGAUAUCCUUAUUGCCUGUUGAAUAUCACCAAACUGUUGAUUGGCACCAUGAUAUUAAGCAUACCCUUUCAGAAGGAAGCAGAUGAGUUUCACUGGAAUUAAUUUCUAACAAAUGUGCUGAUGGGCCUGCAAGCUGUGCCUAUAAGCCUGAGGCACAGAAACUUUAGUCAGGCUUGGUAAUAUAGCUUACUCUUCAGAGGCAAAAUAAAUGCUUCUCUCUUGUACUUUUACUGCUAGCCAUUUAAGAAGACCAUCAUGCAUGCAUCUAGAUUAGUGUUGGCAUGUGUUUAAUAGAGGGUGAUGUAUAUCCAGCUCUUGUUUUUUCUGCUGUAGUCUUAAAUUGUGAGAAAAUAAACUGCUGUAACGGUGCAGUGCGAUAUAUUAGAAAUAGCAGUAUCACUAUCUGUAGAAAGUGCACUGCAAGAGUAGCUCAACUGUGUUAAGUGACAGGGUUUUUUUGGGCAUGAAAUGCUGUUUGCAUCUUGAAAUUCUAAAUCUACAGAAAGCACUGUAGCAAUUCAAGUCACCAUUUUCCUCUCAAGUCUAAUUUCCUGAUGCUUAUUUGUUGUAUCUAUCAAAAUUACUUAGGAAUUUCCUGUAUGCAUUUAUGCCAACCUCUCUUCGAUGCAGCGUGUCUACAACCUGGAUCUUUCUGGAUGUUUGGGCCUGAGACUUAUUGCUCUAGCCAGUGUGGCUAGUAGUUAGAAGAGACAUCUUGCACUCUGAAACAGCUGAAGUGGCUCUUGUUAGGAGAAGGAUAGACCAGCAUGUUUUGGAAAUUUGAUCUUCACUCAUCAUCCCACAUAGACACACUUCUAGAGAGAGAAGAUGUAACUCUGAAGGAACUGAUGGAUGAAGAAGAUGUUUUACAAGAGUGCAAAGCUCAAAAUCGCAAACUUAUAGAAUUUCUAUUGAAAUCGGAAUGUCUGGAAGAUCUAGUUUCAUUCAUUAUAGAAGAGCCACCUCAAGACAUGGAUGAAAAAAUACGAUACAAGUAUCCAAACAUAUCUUGUGAGCUGCUUACUUCAGAUGUUUCACAGAUUAAUGAUAGAUUGGGAGAAGAGGAGUCAUUAUUAACUAAACUGUAUAGUUUUCUUCUAAAUGACCCACCUUUAAAUCCAUUAUUAGCCAGUUUCUUCAGCAAGGUGCUAAGUAUUCUUAUUAGCAGAAAACCAGAACAGAUUGUGGAUUUCUUAAAGAAAAAACAUGAUUUUGUAGACCUCAUUAUAAAGCACAUAGGGACCUCUGCAAUUAUGGAUUUAUUGCUUAGGCUGCUGACAUGCAUAGAACCUCCACAGCCCAGGCAAGAAGUAUUAAAUUGGUUAAAUGAAGAGAAGAUUAUCCAGCGCUUGGUGGAAAUUGUGCAUCCUUCUCAAGAUGAAGAUAGGCAUUCAAAUGCAUCCCAGAGUCUCUGUGAAAUUAUACGCUUGAGUAGAGAUCAGAUGCUACAAGUGCAAAAUAGUUCGGAACCAGAUCCACUGCUUGCAACACUAGAGAAAAAAGAAAUCAUAGAACAACUGCUGUCAAAUAUUUUUCGUAAAGAGAAAAAUGAAUCUGCAAUAGUCAGUGCAAUUCAGAUAUUGUUGACAUUACUGGAAACAAGACGGCCAACAUUUGAAGGUCACAUAGAAAUUUGCCCCCCUGGUUUAAAUCAUUCGGCAUAUUCAGUCAGCAAGAGUGUAUUAGAAGCCAUAAAAGCACGACUUCCAUCCUUCCAUGAACUGCUGUUGGAACCCCCCAAAAAAAGUGUUAUGAAGACAACGUGGGGUGUAUUGGAUCCACCUGUAGGGAAUACCAGGUUAAAUGUAAUUAGGUUAAUAUCCAGCCUUCUACAGACAAACACAAACAGUGUGAACCUGGAACUUAUCGAGCUCAACAGCAUAGGAGUUAUACUGGAUAUGUUUUUUAAAUACACAUGGAAUAAUUUUUUGCAUACUCAAGUAGAAAUUUGUAUUGCAUUGAUUCUUGCAAGUCCUUUUGAAAGCACAGACAAUGGUACAGUCUCAAAUCAGGACAUUACUGGAGACAACCUUAUGCUGAAACAUCUUUUCCUUAAGUGCCAUUUAAUAGAACGAAUACUCGAAGCAUGGGAGAUGAAUGAAAAGAAACAGGCUGAAGGAGGAAGACGGUAUGGCUACAUGGGUCACUUAACAAGAAUAGCUAACUGUAUAGUGCACAGUUCUGAUAAAGGGCCAAAUUGUACACUAGUGCAACAACUUAUUAAAGAGCUUCCAGAUGAAGUCAGGGAGCGAUGGGAAACUUUCUGCACAAGCUCCUUAGGUGAAACAAACAAAAGAAACACUGUGGAUCUAGUGACAACAUGCCAUAUUCAUUCUUCCAGUGAUGAUGAAAUUGAUUUUAAAGAAACUGGGUUCUCACAGGAUUCUUCUUUGCAGCAAGCCUUUUCUGAUUAUCAGAUGCAACAAAUGACGUCCAAUUUUAUUGACCAGUUUGGCUUCAACGAUGAGAAGUUUGCUGAUAGGGAUGAUAUUGGCAAUGUUUCUUUUGAUCGUGUGUCAGACAUCAAUUUUACCCUCAAUACAAACGAAAGUGGCAACAUUGCUCUGUUUGAGGCAUGCUGCAAGGAGAGAAUACAGCAGUUUGAUGAUGGUGGUUCCGACGAGGAAGACAUCUGGGAGGAGAAACAUAUUGCUUUUACUCCAGAAUCUCAGAGAAGAUCCAGCUCUGGCAGUACAGACAGUGAAGAGAGUACAGAUUCUGAAGAAGAGGAUGGAGCAAAGCAAGACUUGUUUGAGUCCAGCACCAAUACAGAAGACAAGAUGGAAGUGGAUUUGAAUGAAGCACCCAACUGGUCAGCUACCUUCGAUGUUCCAAUGGAAACCACACACAGCACCAAUUUGGAUUCUGUUGGAUCUGAUGUUUGGAGCACAGAAGAAUCAGUACCAGCAAAAGAAACUGGCUGGGCUUCCUUUUCAGACUUCACCUCUCUAAGUUCAAAAGAAUCAUUAAGAAGUAAUUCACCUGUGGAGAUGGAAACCAGCACAGAACCCAUGGAUCCUCUGAGUGCAAAUGUAGCUGCACUUGCAACUCAGCCAGAAGUUGCAGGAAGUGUUGCAAUGGAAGCUGGCUCUGAUGGAGAAGAAGAAGUCGAAAGUGCAGAUAAGGUGACUGAGACAGUAAUGAACGGCAGCAUGAAGGAAACCCUUAGCCUUACUGUCGAUGCUAAAACUGAAACGGCUGUCUUCAAAAGAGUGUUGAAAUCCUAUCGUGAGGAAGGAAAAUUGUCUACCUCGCAAGAUUCUUCUUGUAAAUAUGUGGUGGAGAACACAGAAGCUGGAGAAGAAAAUCCUGUCACUCCACAGCCUGCUUGUAGCAGUCUGGAGCAGAGGUAGGUUUUUAUCACUAUUU
Messenger RNA from Pogona vitticeps (central bearded dragon), 3999 nucleotides. NCBI's taxonomy places the organism in Eukaryota, Metazoa, Chordata, Lepidosauria, Squamata, Agamidae. The record is from RefSeq and is a predicted model, not a curated record.